Molecule: messenger RNA, 972 nt
Organism: Alternaria postmessia
Lineage: Eukaryota; Fungi; Ascomycota; Dothideomycetes; Pleosporales; Pleosporaceae
Exons: 3
Coding region: 1-972 (323 amino acids)
Source: RefSeq, a predicted model, not a curated record
AUGCUACGCUUCCAAUGUUCGCAACUCGUCGUCGAGAGGUUAGAUCCCCUCGUGAAUCCCAACGUCGCCCCAUCUCCACAUCUCCAUCAAAUCGUUGGCGGAAACUCCUUUACUGCAUCCAUGCCACCGGUAACACACGACCUCGCCAACUCUUCCACUUGUACCAGUUGCACUUUCUCCGAAGACUUUUCAAACUACUGGACCGCAGUCCUAUACUUUCGUGCACGCAAUGGCACCUACAAACGUGUUCCGCAAUUUACUAGUGAAGGAUUGAAGGGCAACGGAGGCAUUACCGUAUACUAUAUACCAGACAUGGAUAACCAAACGGCUGUCACUGCCUUCCGUCCCGGAUUUCGUAUGCUGAUCGGCGACGCAACAGCGACCACCCAAGUAUCCUCUGCACGCAAAGUGUGCUACCGAUGUUUACCAGAAGUUGGCGAAGAAAAUCGCCUUAACUGUGUAGAUCCGGAUGCUCAGACAUUCCCCAAAGGUUUCUGUCCUGGUGGAAUACGCUCUGUCAUUACCUUUCCAACUUGCUGGGAUGGUGUCAAUUUGGACAGUCCAGAUCACCAAAGCCAUGUAGCUUAUGCAAACGGCUCGCUAGAUACCGCCGUUGGGCCCACGGGAAAUUGUCCAGAAAGUCAUCCCGUCGCUAUACCGCAGGUUAUGUAUGAGGUUAUGUGGGAUACAAGGAUCUUUAAUGACGAAGCGCUGUGGCCUGAGGAUGGAACACAGCCUUUUGUGCUUAGUACUGGAGAUGCAGAUGGGUUUACCCAGCACGGCGAUUACGUCUUUGGUUGGAAAGACGACUCGCUCCAGCGAGCGAUGGAUGCGCGCUGUACCGGAGAUGUUUGUUCGGUGUUAGACUAUCAGUCUACUGAGGAAGCGAUGAAAUGCACUGUACCACGGACCAUUGACGAGGAUAUUGAUGGAUGGUUGACCGAACUUCCGGGAGGACUUAUGAAGAUCUGA